UUGCUGCAUUAAAACACACAUAUACAAUAUUGAUAAGAUAAACAAUACCUCAAAAAUUUCAACGUUUCUUGAGUUGGGCAAUGCAAUUAGAUGUUCAAUUUAACUUAAAUUUAAAAUUUUAAUAUAAAAAUGUUGUUUUCUCACUUAAAAUUUCGGUGCCAUAAAUAAACAAUAGAAUUAAAAUACGAUCUAAAAGGACACAGCUAUUAAUCGGUAUUUAUGAACAUGAACAAAAGGGGAAAAAAAUCAUUGUUUGCACUAGUUUAUACAUAAAUACUUGCAGCGACCGCUUUUAUAUCACACUUUAUUCAGUGAAAAUGCUCGGUACACUCAUAUAUCUCGUACUUUUCGCUUUAUCAACAACUUAUUCAUCGGACACCCAGUCAAAUCAGCUAGAGUUUCGAAUUGUUGGCGGCACCCCAGUCAUUUAUCGCCAUGAGUUCCCCUAUCAAGCAUCAAUCCAUAGAAGUAAGCAACAUUCCUGUGGCGGAACAAUCAUUUCAUCAAAAAACAUACUGACGGCAGCGCAUUGUGUAAGUGGUCGUGAUAAAAAUAGCUUCACUAUAUUUGUUGGCUUAAAAUAUCUGAAUGAAUCAAAAAAAAUGACAGGUUUUAAAGUUGUUGAUUAUAUGGUUCAUCCUCGUUUUGAGAAAAAAACGUUAAGAUAUGACAUCGCCCUAAUUACGUUGGACAAAGCAUUAGUUUUUAAUAAAACUGUAAGAUAUAUCGGUCUACGAUCAAAACCCAUUGUUCCCGGCGAGAAGUUAAUCGCCAGUGGUUGGGGACGCACGUCCCGAGACAGUAAAACGUCUAAUAUUCUGCGAUGGGUUGAAGUAACUGCGAUGAAUAGUAGCGAUUGUAAACAUAAAAUGCGAAGAAGUAGCUUUUACGUGAGUCGUCAUAAAAAUAUCUGUACCACACCGAUGAUUGGUGCCGGCACUUGUAAUGGGGACUCUGGUGGACCAUUAAUUGAUGCAAAUGAUGAAUUAGUUGGGGUCGUGUCAUGGGGUAAGCCGUGUGCGGUUGGAUGGCCUGAUAUUUAUACAUCAGUGCCAUAUCAUUACAAUUGGAUAAUGGAGCAAUUAUAAAAGAGAUUUAAUUAUUAUUGUAAUGAUUUAUUGUGGAGGUGGUGGUACAGGCAUGACUCCCAUUAAAGGUGGUGGUGGCGGCAUCGGAUUAAACAUCGGUGGGCGCGGUGGCGGUGGAACUGGUAACAUUGGUGGGCCCGGAAUACCGAUCAUGUUUGGUCUGGCCAUAAUUGGUCCUGGCUUCCGGGAUUCGUUUUUGAAUGCGAAUUGUAGAAAGAAUUGUUUGGUGUCCUUGUUCCAAUGAGUCCAGAAUUUGGUGUCGGUUUUUUCGACUUCGCGACUUGGCACUUUGAACGCGAUGGUUUCGUACGGUUCAGCGGCGAAGAGAAGGUACUGCCAUUUUCUGUCUGGUGGUUCUUGCUUCUGUUCAUAAGCGGACAUGAAUCGAUGUCGCGGGUAUACAUUGUCUUGAAUUUCUGUCAAAAAAAAUGAAUGUAAUAAGUUAAUGUUUUUUAUUGAUAAAAAUUAAUUUUUAAUACCUGGAUAAUCGAUCUGGAAGAGUAAA
Dalotia coriaria is the source of this 1593-nucleotide messenger RNA. Its product is annotated as chymotrypsin-1-like. Bases 318 to 1088 code for a protein of 256 amino acids. Gene Ontology annotation, biological process: proteolysis. NCBI's taxonomy places the organism in Eukaryota, Metazoa, Arthropoda, Insecta, Coleoptera, Staphylinidae. Gene Ontology annotation, molecular function: serine-type endopeptidase activity. The record is from RefSeq and is a predicted model, not a curated record. The transcript is spliced from 3 exons.